AUGACUUCUCCAUUUCCAGCCAAGUUGAUUGUUAGCGUUGUCACUUUGCUUUGUUUAAUUCACUUUUCUAGUGUUUGUGAUGCUAUGAGGAUACUUAGGGAGGAAAAUGAUAAUAUUUUUAAGGAGGAAAAGGAUACAACAACUCCAGGUUCACCAAACACUGGAUCAGGAUUUCCAUUCAAUUUUCCGCCUUUUAAUAUCCCCUUCAAUAUGCCAAAUUUUACUAUUCCUGGCAUUCCUGGUUUUGGAAUUCCUGCUACUGGUACUGGUGGAUCGCCUGGUUCUGGAAGUCCUGGUACUGGUACUGGUGGAUCGCCUGGUUUUGGAAUUCCAGGUACUGGUGCUGGUGGAGCGCCUGGUUUUGGAAUACCUGGUUUUGGAAGUCCUGGUGCUGGUGCUGGUGAUAAUAAUCCAUUUAAUCUUCCAAUUCCUGGAGUUCCUGAUGUUGCUGUUCAGCCCCCAGCAUCCACCCCAUCAAUUCCUAUACAAGAGGAUUGCCUGGUUUUGGAAGUCCUGCUACUGGUGCUGGUAGAUUGCCAGGUUUUGGAAUACCUAGUACUGGUCUUUGGUGGAUUGCCUGGUUUUGGAAUACCUGGUGUUGGUGGAUUGCCAGGUUUUGGAAUACCUGGUACUGGUGCUGGUGGAUUGCCAGGUUUUGGAAUACCUGGUGUUGGUGGAUUGCCUGGUUUUGAAAUACCUGGUACCGGUGGAUUGCCUGGUUUUGGAAGUCCUAGUAUUAAUGAUAAUAACCCAUUUACUCUUCCAAUGCUUGGAGUUCCUGAUGUUUCUGUUCAACCCCCAGCAUCCAUCCCAUAA
Molecule: messenger RNA, 816 nt
Organism: Lycium ferocissimum
Lineage: Eukaryota; Viridiplantae; Streptophyta; Magnoliopsida; Solanales; Solanaceae
Exons: 2
Coding region: 1-816 (271 amino acids)
Source: RefSeq, a predicted model, not a curated record